Linum tenue is the source of this 192-nucleotide messenger RNA. The record is from the annotation of a GenBank genome assembly. NCBI's taxonomy places the organism in Eukaryota, Viridiplantae, Streptophyta, Magnoliopsida, Malpighiales, Linaceae.
CUCGUCGAUGCGGGCUUGUUUACGGUUCUACCAUUGGCCCCUCUUACCGGUGAUUCGGGUUUGGUAACUGCGCUCGUAGAGCGUUGGCAACCCGAGACAUCAACCUUCCACAUGCCAUUCGGUGAGGUGACGAUCACUUUAGAGGAUGUUACAACACUGGCCGGUCUAGGAUUGACGGUGAUGCCGUCGUAG